Messenger RNA from Dimorphilus gyrociliatus, 1370 nucleotides. The record is from the annotation of a GenBank genome assembly. Lineage: Eukaryota; Metazoa; Annelida; Polychaeta; Dinophilidae.
CUUUUAGUAAUACGAUAAACAUGAGCUUACACACAAAUUGGAGGGAUUGUAAGGAAUUGAAAGAACAUUUUCCAAUAUCAACGACCAGCAAUGAAGCUGCUAAACUAUUCGACGCCGUUGUCACUCAGUAUGUCGGCUGGUACAAUGAUCCUUCUGUUGGAGGUUUGGAUAAUUGUUUAGACAAAUUGCUGUCUGCAGAUGAAGUAUUUCCUAUGUCCCAUGUUCUCCUAAAUGGCCUUGAGAUAAUGUCUACUGGAAGUCAUCCUAAGUAUAAUGAAAAUUUAAGGAAGUCAUUACUGUUGAUGAACGAGACUGUUGGUGGGAAGACGCUUAACAAUUGGGAAGAGCGUCAUAUUAAAGCGAUUAAUCAAUGCGCAUCUGGAUCUAUGAAAACGGCCUGCGAUAUUUGGGAUGAUAUUUUAAUAGAUUAUCCCAAUGAUAUUCUCGCUUUGAAAUUUGCGCAUGAUUCAUACUUUUAUCUUGGUUAUCAGAGGAAAAUGAGAGAUUCAGUAGCCAGAGUAUUUCCUUCUUGGAAUAAAAGUAUUCCUCUCUAUGGGUAUUUACACGGGAUGUUGGCGUUCGGACUGUGUGAAACUAAUUUAUAUGCGGACGCUGAAAAAUCCGCCAAGACCGCUUUGUCAAUAAAUUCUAAAGAUGCUUGGGCUACUCAUGCUCUUGCUCACGUUCUAGAGAUGACUGGGCGACAGAUUGAAGGCAUAAGUUUUAUGAGUUCAACAGUAACUGAUUGGUCGUUUUGCGGUAUGUUAUCUUGUCACAAUUUUUGGCAUUGGGCUGUUUAUCACAUAGAAAAGGGAGAAUAUCAAGCAGCAUUGGAUAUUUAUGAUUCAGCUGUUGGUACAGCAUCAAUUAAAUCUGGGACAAUGCUAGAUAUUGUCGACGCUUGUUCACUAUUAUACAGAUUAGAGUUAGAAGGACAAAAAGUGGGAAAACGAUGGGAGGAAUUAUUUGAAACGUGUUAUAAGCACUAUGGCGACCAUACUUUAGCAUUUAAUGACUCCCAUUUAUUCAUGUGCUAUUCUGCGAAUAAAGAAAAAGACGUUGCAAAGGAUUUCUUAACAUCAUUGCAGAACUUCUUAACCGAGAAUCCAGAAGACUACCAAGGCAAAUGCAUUCGAAAAGUCGGACUAAAUGUUUGUAAAGCAAUUGAUUCGUUCGACAACGGAAAUUUUGAAGAUGCAGUUAACUUCUUACUUCCGAUCAGAUAUGAUAUCAUUAAAAUAGGCGGAAGUAAUGCUCAAAGGGACGUCUUUAAUCUGUUACUGAUUAAUAGCGCGCUCAAGUCUGAAAACGUUCAUCACAGGUUAAUGGCAAGGUAUGGAGCUAUUGUAUUUGGUUUAGAUUCUGUAUAA